GGUGGGCAAUUUAGAGCCGCACGCCCGGCGGGAAUGUAAGAUGGCGGAGUAGCAACGCGAAGCGGUUUGGACCUGAGUCUGUGGGCCGACUUCGGUUCCGGUCUCGGCAGCAACAGUGAUCGCUGAGCAGAGAGUGCCUAGGGUGGUUGGCCAAGAUGCCGAAUAUUAAAAUCUUCAGCGGCAGUUCCCACCAAGACUUAUCCCAGAAAAUUGCUGACCGCCUGGGCCUGGAACUAGGCAAGGUGGUGACUAAGAAAUUCAGCAACCAAGAGACCUGUGUGGAAAUUGGCGAAAGUGUACGUGGAGAGGAUGUCUACAUUGUUCAGAGUGGCUGUGGUGAAAUAAAUGACAAUCUAAUGGAGCUUUUGAUCAUGAUUAACGCCUGCAAGAUCGCUUCAGCCAGCCGGGUUACCGCAGUCAUCCCAUGCUUUCCGUAUGCCCGGCAGGACAAGAAGGAUAAGAGCCGGGCUCCAAUCUCAGCCAAGCUUGUUGCAAACAUGCUCUCUGUAGCAGGCGCAGAUCAUAUUAUCACCAUGGACCUGCAUGCCUCUCAGAUUCAGGGCUUUUUUGAUAUCCCAGUGGAUAAUUUGUACGCGGAGCCAGCUGUCCUGAAAUGGAUCAGGGAAAACAUCUCUGAGUGGAGGAACUGCACUAUUGUCUCCCCCGAUGCUGGUGGAGCUAAGAGAGUGACCUCCAUCGCAGACCGGUUGAAUGUGGACUUCGCUCUGAUUCACAAAGAACGGAAGAAGGCCAAUGAAGUAGACCGCAUGGUGCUGGUGGGAGAUGUGAAGGAUCGGGUGGCCAUCCUGGUAGAUGACAUGGCCGACACCUGUGGCACAAUCUGCCAUGCGGCUGACAAACUUCUCUCAGCUGGAGCCACCAGAGUUUAUGCGAUCUUGACUCAUGGAAUCUUUUCUGGCCCGGCCAUUUCCCGCAUUAACAAUGCAUGCUUUGAAGCAGUAGUCGUCACCAAUACCAUACCUCAGGAGGAUAAGAUGAAGCAUUGCUCCAAAAUACAGGUGAUUGACAUCUCAAUGAUCCUCGCAGAAGCCAUCAGGAGAACUCACAACGGGGAGUCCGUUUCCUACCUGUUCAGCCAUGUCCCUUUAUAAUAGAAUUACUGCUGAGGCUUUUUACAAAUAAAGUGAACCCCGCUCCUUGUUCUCCCUUGGCAUUUGAUGAAAAAUCCAGCAGAAAACCCAGCUUGCUCCAGUGUAGCUUUCCACACCCCACAUCAAGUAUAUUAGCGUUUCUCCUAAAUUAGAGAAAGACGGAUUGAGACUCACUGCUGGGAUUUCCUUCCUCCGUUGUCUCAUUCCGGCUUCUUGGAUUCUGUGAGCCUCGCAGCUUUGCAGCUUUAACCACAGCCGAACUGCUGCAAGAUUGCAGGCUUGAGAGGGUGUUGUGUUGUAGGGGUGUUUGAAGUUGAUGAGGGAAGCUCAGACUACUUUGCAUGUGAAUUCUUCAGGGUUUCCUUGGUUCCGAACCACUGGUGACAAAGCCGAACCACUGGUGACAAAGCCGACCCAGUUCCUAUCCCCCAACCCCCAACCUGUGAAAAGCUCUCAAAAGUCUAUGCUAAAUUACAGCAGGAACCCUAGGCAGCCCCAACCCAGCUCUGGUUGCUGAGUCCUGUAAAGCAGGAGCCAGCGGGCAGCUCUCUGGUUGGCGGGGGUGGGGGGGUGCGCUGAGGGGUGGCAGCACACAGGGCAGUGAAUGCUUCUUGGGAGGAAAUAGCCUGAUCCUUCACCCCCUGCUUGGGGACUGUGUCCCUUGGAUUCUCCUUUGUACCUGUUCCUUUACAUUUGACUUGACAUUCAGCCAUCUUGCCCUUUCCCUGGCCAAAAAACCCUCUCAGGCCCAAAUGUUCCUUGUACUACAGUCUUCUGGAAAGCAAACUUACCCCCUGCUACGUGAUCUCUAACAUUUACAUGGGAUUGUUUCUGCUGUAGCUUAAUCUUCCUGAGCCCGCUACCACCCUGGUAGUAGGUUUUAGGUGGGGUCGUAGUGCCUUUAGAUUAAUUUAAAUAUCUCAUUUUCAUCUUCCUCCCAUUGAUUUGGCCUCUCCAGUGACCUGAGAUUUCUGUUAAAAAGGUUGAUGUUACUGUUUACUGUCUCUUGUAGAGGAAACUAAUAAAGUGUCUUUGUGUGAUUGUG
Herpailurus yagouaroundi (jaguarundi) is the source of this 2157-nucleotide messenger RNA. RefSeq names its product phosphoribosyl pyrophosphate synthetase 1 (gene PRPS1). Gene Ontology annotation, molecular function: ATP binding; magnesium ion binding; ribose phosphate diphosphokinase activity. The record is from RefSeq and is a predicted model, not a curated record. Bases 156 to 1112 code for a protein of 318 amino acids. Gene Ontology annotation, cellular component: ribose phosphate diphosphokinase complex; cytoplasm. Lineage: Eukaryota; Metazoa; Chordata; Mammalia; Carnivora; Felidae. The transcript is spliced from 7 exons. Gene Ontology annotation, biological process: ribonucleoside monophosphate biosynthetic process; 5-phosphoribose 1-diphosphate biosynthetic process; purine nucleotide biosynthetic process.